ACCCUAGGGUCUCUUCCUCUUCUCCGUCUCUUUGCAUUUUUUCCUCCGUCACUGAGCGACCUGCCUCCCGCCGAGCUGCCAAUCGAAGAAGGGCUUGAGCUUAAGGAGAGAAAAAAUGGUGAGAAUCAGUGUACUCAACGAUGCUCUCAAGAGCAUGUUCAAUGCCGAGAAGCGUGGCAAGAGGCAGGUCAUGAUCAGGCCCUCCUCAAAAGUCAUCAUCAAGUUUCUCAUCGUCAUGCAGAAGCACGGUUACAUUGGUGAGUUUGAGUAUGUAGAUGACCAUCGUUCCGGCAAAAUCGUUGUGGAGUUGAACGGGAGGUUGAACAAGUGUGGCGUUAUCAGCCCGCGUUUUGAUGUUGGUGUUAAGGAGAUUGAAGGUUGGACUGCUCGUCUGCUUCCUUCCAGACAGUUCGGGUACAUUGUGUUGACUACUUCAGCUGGGAUCAUGGACCAUGAAGAAGCCAGGAGAAAGAAUGUCGGAGGCAAGGUCCUCGGUUUCUUCUAUUGAAAACUUCUAUAUGGGGAAAGAGACUUCAUCGUUUUAAACUUUUUGUCAUCAUUUUCUUUGAAACUUUCUGUCUUUCGAAUUUUUUGUGGUAAUUUUGUUGGAUAGUUCUUGAUAUAUUCAUUUGGACUACAUUUAAGUA
Brassica oleracea var. oleracea is the source of this 647-nucleotide messenger RNA. Its product is annotated as 40S ribosomal protein S15a. The transcript is spliced from 4 exons. Gene Ontology annotation, molecular function: structural constituent of ribosome. Lineage: Eukaryota; Viridiplantae; Streptophyta; Magnoliopsida; Brassicales; Brassicaceae. The coding region runs from base 116 to 508 and encodes 130 amino acids. Gene Ontology annotation, biological process: translation. The record is from RefSeq and is a predicted model, not a curated record. Gene Ontology annotation, cellular component: cytosolic small ribosomal subunit; ribosome.